GGACAUUAAGAAAAGAGUGACAUACAGAGCGCUUUCUCUAAUCUUUUUGGUGCUUUUUCUGCAAAAUUGUGUUUGAUAAGCUUCCUUCUUUAAUCUUCUCCCCCCCCCCCAUAUCUCUGAUUCCCCCCGCUUCUCUGAAUCCCUUUCUGUCAUCGUCUGUCUUUCAAGAAAUUUUUUGGGGUUUGUUUUCUUGGGUUGGAACUGAAAAAUAUUUGUGAAAACAUAAAGAGAAUCAAACCCAGAAGGGUGUUUUUGAAAGCCAGGUGUUUCAGAAUAGAGAUCCAGGAUUUUCUAGCUUUUCUUCUUCUCAACUAAGAGGGUUUGUUUUUCUGUCCCUCGGGGUUGGUUUUAUUAAGGUCACUUUAUCUUUCUUUCUUUUAUCUGGGUAUUUCUUGCUUUUCUGUAGAAUAAUUACCUGUUCUUUGGUUUUGGUAAGAAACAGGCUGAUUUUAAAAGGAACUGAACUCCUUUUUUUUUUAUUUCCCUUACAAAUUUUAAGUAUUUUGAUCUUUUUUGCUUGUGUUUUCUUGAGAAGAGAUGGCAGCAGCUAUAGAUAUUUACAAUAGCAGCUUAACAUCAAUUUUCUCGGAUCCUUCAGGAGAAGAAGAGUUAAUGAAUGCACUACAACCCUUUAUGAAAAGUGAUUCGCUAACCUCGUCUUCUUUUUUUUCUCCACCUUCUCCCUCUCCUUCUUCUUCUUCUUCUUUUACAUCUUACCCUUCUUGCUCUUACUCUACAAUCUCUCCCUCUCAGCCCAACUCGUACCCUGAAUUUUGCUCCCCAUCGAGCACCCACAUGUUUUCUCAUGGGUUCUCGAGCCAUAACCAAAUGGGUCUUGAGCAAGCAGGGUCGAUAGGGCUCCAUCACCUCACCCCCUCUCAAAUUCUUCAAAUCCAAGCCGAAAUUCUACUCCGACAGCAACAGCAACAGCAACAGCAGCAAAUCGCUGCCAUGGCUUCAGCUUCACUCCAAAACCAGAGGCUAAGCCAAUGGCAGCACCAAAACCAGCGCGCCCUCGACUUCCUGAGCCCCAAAGCCAUUCCAAUGAAACAUGUAGGCACUCCUCCAAAGCCCACAAAGCUCUACCGAGGAGUGAGACAGAGACAUUGGGGCAAAUGGGUUGCUGAGAUCAGACUCCCCAAGAACCGAACCCGCCUCUGGCUCGGCACUUUCGAUACCGCCGAAGAAGCAGCUUUGGCUUACGAUAAGGCAGCCUAUAAGCUCAGGGGAGAUUUUGCCAGGCUCAAUUUCCCUCAUCUCAAGCAUCAAGGAGCUCAUAUCUCAGGCGAAUUCGGUGACUACAAGCCCCUCCAUUCCUCAGUGGACGCGAAGCUCCAAGCAAUUUGCCAGAGCUUGGCGAAUUCGCAGAAACAGGGGAAAACAGAGGAGCCCUGUUUUGUUACUGAUACAAAGCCAUCCAUUUCAGCUUCUUUGGAUGCGAAUUCGGUCCUUGAUAAUUCACCGAAAGUCGAAUUGAAUAGUGAAAUCGGGUUUUCUGGAUCGGAGGACUGUAAGGUGGAGAAUUCAUCGUCGUCGAUGUCUCCUACAUUGUCCGAUGAAUCAUCGUCGUUGGCGGGCUCUUCUUCGCCAGAAUCCGAUAUUACAAUCUUCGAUUUCUCAGAUUCGCAGUGUGAUGAGACUCAGAAUUUUGGGUUGGAGAAGUACCCUUCAGUGGAGAUUGAUUGGGCAGCUAUAUUUAAGUCUUAGUCACUUGUUUUGGCUGGGUUCUUUGUUUCUCUUUGUAAUUCUAGGUUCAGUUUGGCGUCUCCAGCAGCUACUGCAAUGAAAUUUUUGACAGUUGCAGAGGUGUUGGUCGUUUUAAUUAGGUGUCAGUCAGUUAAAGUGUUUAUGCAUAUUUAGGGUAUUGGAUUAGUGGGUCAGAUGUUCAUGGGUAUUAGCUGUAUUUUCAUGCUUCUCCACCUUGGUCCUGCUGGUAUUUUUUUUCCUUGCAUGGCCAUGGAGAAGAUUAAGGUUAUGUUAUUGUCUUCGUUGUAAUUUCCAGCCGUGUAAUUAAAGUCUUGUCUUUUGACUAUAAUAUGAAAUGUACUCUCUGUAUUCUGUGUAAA
Messenger RNA from Alnus glutinosa, 2066 nucleotides. RefSeq names its product ethylene-responsive transcription factor RAP2-4-like. Gene Ontology annotation, molecular function: DNA binding; DNA-binding transcription factor activity. Lineage: Eukaryota; Viridiplantae; Streptophyta; Magnoliopsida; Fagales; Betulaceae. The record is from RefSeq and is a predicted model, not a curated record. Gene Ontology annotation, biological process: regulation of DNA-templated transcription. The transcript has a single exon. The coding region runs from base 538 to 1707 and encodes 389 amino acids.